UGAAAUCUGGAGUCAGUACAUCAGGAACCCUGGCAUCAUGGACAGCUUCAAAGCAGUGUGGUUACUUGGUCUUCUGUUGAUUUUCCAAUCCAGCUUGGUGAGAUGUCAAAGCUACAAUCCAAAACAUAUAUUCACCUGUUUUGAGAUCCUUUCGAAGGGCAUUGCGGAUGUCAGCAUAGAGGUCCUUCCCAAGUUCAAGGAGUUGGUCAAGUGCACGCGCUUUGUGCCGGAUGGGAGUUUAGAGGAUCUGGAGACCCCACGUUUCAGGGAGUUGGCCUCCGCCUUCCUACUGAAGCUCGUCCGAGGACCAAGCUGCCUUGAGAAGUAUGCAGAUGGCAUGAUGGAGCUUAUAAAGCCACAUAAAGCCCAAUUUGAUACGAAUAAGUGCGCCUAUUUGGGUGUUGCUCCACAAUGUUGGCCCACCACAAAGUAAAGAUAAUGGAACAGAUGAUGUGUGCCUAAUAAUUAGAAAAGUUUAUUAAUUCGUUCAUUUCAAAUGCUUCAUUUUAAUAUCAAUCUUUAUUUUGUGCUACCUAUUCUCGGGAUAUCAUAAAUCAAGUAUAUGAUGCUUGAUUUUUUCAGAAUCGAACGUAAAAAUUUCUGUGUGCAAAUAGGCAUACCAAAUCAACUUAUUUACCACGAUCCAGAAGCUAAAUACAUAUCUUCUCUUACCUAUAUUUGUUUCUUAAA
This is a messenger RNA of Drosophila serrata, 690 nucleotides long. RefSeq lists its product as uncharacterized. The record is from RefSeq and is a predicted model, not a curated record. NCBI's taxonomy places the organism in Eukaryota, Metazoa, Arthropoda, Insecta, Diptera, Drosophilidae.